This is a messenger RNA of Racocetra fulgida, 2032 nucleotides long. Lineage: Eukaryota; Fungi; Glomeromycota; Glomeromycetes; Diversisporales; Gigasporaceae. The record is from the annotation of a GenBank genome assembly.
GCAAGCAAGCGGCAAUUGCUAAAAACUUCACUGGGGCAAUAAACGCUGACUCUAAAGCGUUGCCAGUUCUUGCUGUGUAUAAGCAAAAGUUUGUUUCUAUAACUCGUGCACUUAGCUCUGCUUCGGCUAAAUUAGCCGGAGCUACAAGUCUUGUGUCAGGUAGUAUGCAUGACUUAAAAGUUAAGAUACCAGCAAACUUGUCAGUAGGCGACAAACUUGCAAUUGACGCCUUAGUCCAUGAAAAGCUUCUUGGACACUAUGUCACCAGCACAACCGCUAAGGUUAAAGCGCUAAAAGAAGCAAGAAAUGCUUUAAUUCCAGCUUUCAAAUUGGAACUGGAUAAUGCGCAUACUCGUUUGCUUACAGAAAAGAACGAAGGUGCUACUGCCGAAACUAUAGAAUACUGGAAGAAAAUUGGUGACGAAAUCGUCACUUAUAAUGACCAGGAGUUUCGUAGGUUUGCCGACGCUUUUCAAGCUAAAUUAGCUCUAGGAGAUACCCCCUCCAUGGUAAGUCAAGAUUUGAGUAAUAUUGUAGAAUCUCCUCCUACUAUUACAUCUUUAUAUGAAUCUGACACGGAGUCUUUGGAAAUUAUAGAACCAAGCUCCGUCAAGCAAAAAGAGAAAAAAAGUCAAAGAAGACGGCAAAGGCAAAAAAAGACCUUCAAAAAGGUCGAAAAACAAAAAAGCCUCUCCGAACCAACAACCACCCCCGCAACGUCCCAAAGGCCCCAAGCAAAAAGGCAAAGGACCCCAAAAGACGUAAGUGUGAAUAAUAUAUCUUCCUUGAAGUAUUUACCAAUGUAUGUUUGGAAAAGUUUGGACCGUGGUGCUAAAUUUCAACUUACAAAAUACUGUACUUAUCAGCAAUGCCAAAAAGACUGGCAAGAAACCAAAGUCCACAUCGAAAAAGAACUAGCAAGGCUAAGGUCUAAGGAUGUGUCGGCGUUUUUUGUUAAUAGAGAUGUUUUAGAUAUUUCAUUUAAUGUAAUUAAAUCCCAAUUAUUUAAUAAAGAGAUAUUUAAACGUAAUCGUUUUCAUAAGUCUAAGUUUGGUAUUAAUAAAGAUUUGGAGCGAAGCUUCAAAUAUUUGGUUUGGAAUGAUUUAGUAGUACUAUGUGCGGAUAAAAAUAUGGGUCUUACUAUUAUGGAUUAUGAAUGGUAUAAUUACGAAGUUCAUAAACAUCUUAGUAACUCAAACGUAUAUAGAAAAAUGCAAGAUACUUGGACACUUGACAGUGCCGAAGUAUAUAGUGAACUUUAUCAGGAUAUAAAGAAAUGUCCUAAUCAAAAUCUUGUAGAAAUGGCAAUGGAUAAAUUUUUGAAUAACGAACCAGAACAAGAAUUUCCUCCUCCCCUAUUCUACAUUAUCCCUAAACUUCACAAAAAUCCUAUCUCUAGUAGACCGAUAACACCUAGUCACUCUUGGAUUACUAGUACGGUCUCUAAGUAUUUGUCGGACAAUUGGUCUACACAUUUACUAAGAUUGGAAUAUAUCUUGCCAAAUUCAAUUAAACUAAUAAAAGAUUUAGAAAAAUUGAAUAAUAGUCAGCAUUUGCCACUUACUGCUAAUUUGUAUACAUGGGAUGUAAAGAGUAUGUAUACAAACAUAGACCUUUGGAAUCUGCGCCUUCGUAUAAAAAAUUUAUUAAAAUAUUUGAGAGUGCCGGAUUAUCUUUCUGAUUUUCAAGUAGAACUACUUGAAUGGGUCUGUGAAAAUUCCUAUGUCAUGUACCAAAAUAAAUGGUACAAGCAAAUAACAGGUUUAGCUAUGGGUAGUGCCGUAGCACCUGUUGCUGCUAAUAUGUAUAUGGCACAGGUAUUAAUAGAAUCUUUUGGAGAACCAGGUAAUAAUUCUUGGCCAUCUAUCAUAAUGAUUAGGUCAUAUAUAGAUGAUCUUUUCGCUGUUAUGACUGAUGAGUUUCCUCUUGAUUUUAUUGGACAUAAGAUUAGUAAUGUCGCUUCUCCAUCUAAAUUUGAACUAGAAGGCGUCAUGGGUAAUAAAGUAUCAUUUCUAGACUUAGAAUUAGAAAU